Messenger RNA from Leptinotarsa decemlineata (Colorado potato beetle), 610 nucleotides. RefSeq lists its product as uncharacterized. The record is from RefSeq and is a predicted model, not a curated record. Lineage: Eukaryota; Metazoa; Arthropoda; Insecta; Coleoptera; Chrysomelidae.
AUGGGUUCAUUUAGUAGCAACUGCCUAUACACCACGUUGAAUGUUUGGUUGUCUGUCAACGGUGUAAGCACUUUGAAACUCCCAUCCUCCAACAUCAACAACGGUGAAUGGAUGAAGGCCACCAUAUUUUUGAUUUUCUUCUUCAUAUGCAUUAUUACUUGUGCAAAAGACAUGAUGAGAAAAAGUAUUGUUUUUGACAAAAACACACCUGAUGUAUUUUACUGUCCCAUACAUAAACCUACUGGUUUCGACAAACUUAUUGUCAAAGCAAAACCUCUUAAGAAACUUUGUGAAUUCGAAGGAAAUCCUCUACCUGAAGACUACAAAAGUGAUUGUUACCAAGAUGUAGAUGAAUCUGAUUACGCUUGUAAAGAGAAAUAUAGAAUAAUGAUGCGUAUGCACCCCCCUGGCUCUGAUGAACCCUUCGACAAUAAAAGGAUGGCACGUUUCAUGAAUAUUGAUAAAGAGUAUUACGUAAUGAAAAUUGAUAACAAACAUUCCAAGCCUAAGAAACAAUUGAAAAAUAGACUGGGAUGAGUUGUUUUGGUUAACCAUGUAAAUUUUGUGGCAUUUCUUAACCUAAUGUAAAUAAAAUAAAGACUAAAAUAAU